Messenger RNA from Mesoplodon densirostris (Blainville's beaked whale), 719 nucleotides. RefSeq names its product dynein light chain Tctex-type 2 (gene DYNLT2). The coding region runs from base 29 to 613 and encodes 194 amino acids. Lineage: Eukaryota; Metazoa; Chordata; Mammalia; Artiodactyla; Ziphiidae. The record is from RefSeq and is a predicted model, not a curated record. Gene Ontology annotation, biological process: microtubule-based movement. Gene Ontology annotation, molecular function: dynein intermediate chain binding. The transcript is spliced from 4 exons. Gene Ontology annotation, cellular component: cytoplasm; cytoplasmic dynein complex.
GCGGGAAUCGUCCGCGAGAGCCUGCGCGAUGGAGAAGUGGGGCCAGGCAGGGAAGCCGUCCUCGGCCGUGGCGCCUCAGCAGCCGCCGGUGACGCCUCGGAAAGAGAGGAGGCCUAGCAUGUUCGAGAAGGAGGCAUAUGCACAGAUUUUAAGAGAAAGACUGAGAGAAUCAGUUCAUGAUGUUCAGUACGUAGAGCCACCAUUUGAUGACUCAAUUGCUGACACAGGUAAAGAAUGGAAGUGUGCCCUGGCAAAACUGAAGUUUGCUAAUUCAUACAGAAUGGAGCCAUUGAAGAAAUUCCAGGCUUAUUCAGUAGAAACGAAAAUCCAGCAGAUAUUAAAGGAAAACCUUAAAGAUGUCAAAUAUGAUGACAAAGUCUUCUCUCAUUUGUCGCUUGAAUUAGCAGAUCGCAUAUUGUUAGCAGUCAAAGAAUUUGGGUUCCACCGUUAUAAGUUCAUUAUAAAAGUAUUAUUCAUUCAAAAGACGGGUCAGGCAAUCAAUAUUGCCAGCAGAUGGAUCUGGGAUGUUGCGUGGGACAGCUGGGUUGCUGCGAAACAUGAAACUGAAACUUACGUGGCAUUGGCCUUAGUAUUUGCUCUUUACUGUGAAUAGCUUGUUACAUGUACUAAAGAGUGUUCACUUCUCAACUUUUCAAAAAUACAUGAAAUUUACAGAUUUGUGAACCUCAUAGUAGUUUUGAUUAGCUAUUUUUUUAUAU